GGAGGGCGAGAGGGAGCGAGGGAGAGAAUUUGAAAAAAAGAGAAAGAUGUCAUCCUGUCGAUUGAAACACCGAGGCGGAGCCAUGGACCGCGGCCGACCAGGAGCUCUCUAGUUAGGGGACGAGCUGUACGCAACGCCGAGGCUUGGGACCCGACGCUGCGGCCUUUUUCGGAGCUAUCGCAAAUAAAUGACUCCUGAACAGCUGCUGACUAUGAUUAGCACGUUUCGACUACAUCCUACUCAUCUUCUGUAUACAAAUAAUCUCUAUUUUGCAUGCAAUUCACCAAAUUUUAUUACAGUAGACAUAAGCAAAUGAUAUUAAAAUGCACCAUUAAAGCAAGCAUGAUACCAACCAUCUUGUCGCAUUUACAAAACCAUCUUGUCAGUGCCUGUUAAUAACCAACAGACUUCCAUAUUAAUUCAUAACUCAUAUCAGCUAAAUGCCUGAUCGGUGUUAGUAGGUAGAAGCUAAACAUCGCCGGUGUCAUUCCGUGUUUCCAUGACUUGCGCCGGUAGCAGGUAGAGGAGCUGCUACGGGCCUCGCGUUGUUUUCACAGCGGCGGUCGGAGCAUUUGUUCCCGGGCUCCGCUGCCCUCCUCCCUCCCCGCGUUGCUCCAGGCCGGUUCGCGCUCGCUGCCCGCAGGGUUCAGGAUGGACACCUCCUGGAGUAAUUUCCUCUUUCAGACGCCGUCGACUCAGAGCCAGCCGGAGACGCCUCUUCAGUCUGAGCUGCUGCCCGAGCUCACCGGCCCCGCUCAGAGUCCGCCGGCGGAGCACAUCGUGACGCCGCCGUCCACCGUCGACACCGCCGCCCUGAGCGAGGAGCCGCUACCUGUGAAACCGCUCACCAAGCCGAGCCGGCCGGCCCACAUCUGCGCCACCUGCAACAAGGAGUUCAAGAACAGCUACAACCUGCGGCGGCACCAGUCGGUGCACACGGGCAUCAAGAUGAAGGACCGGGCCGCCCGAGAGAAGGAGGACGCCGGGAAGGUGGCGCGGGUGGAGAAGCAGAUGGUCCCUCUCUCACUCCUCCACCUCACCCUGCCCACGCAGCCUCCUCCCCCCAAUGCCGUCCCGGAGACCCUCCCCCAGCCCGGUCAGCACGCCGACCAAGAGAGCCAGCAGGUCUCUGUGUCCAUCGCCCCGGCAACCGUAACCAUGGCUGCACCGCCUCAACCCAUCCAGGCAGCUGUUGUUGUCGUGGGCUCCAUGGAGCAGAAUCCAAAUCCCAAUCCCAACACCAACACCAACCAGGUGAGGAAGAACCACGCCUGCGAGGCCUGUGGGAAGGCCUUCAGAGACGUCUACCACCUGAACCGUCACCGUCUGUCCCACUCGGACGAGAAGCCCUACUCCUGCCCCAUCUGCCAGCAGCGCUUCAAGAGGAAAGACAGGAUGAGCUAUCACGUGCGCUCUCACCAAGGCGGCGUGGAGAAACCUUACAUCUGCCCCCACUGCGCCAAGGCCUUCUCUCGACCGGACCACCUGAACAGCCACGUCCGACAGGUGCACUCCACAGAGCGGCCGUUCAAGUGCACGACGUGCACGUCAGCGUUUGCCACUCGGGACCGUCUCCGCGCCCACCUGAUCCGCCACGAGGAGAAGGUGCCGUGUCACAUCUGCGGGAAGCUGCUGUCCGCCGCGUACAUCACCGACCACAUGAGGGUCCACAACCAGUCGCAGCAUCACGCCUGCCACCUCUGCAACCGCAGCUUCACCACCCUCACCUACCUGCGUGUCCACGCUCAGAAGCACCACGGCCAGGAGUGGAAGGAGAGCGGCGGGACGCGGGGGGGCUUCGGGGGGACGGGGGCCGGCGGAGUGCUGCUCUGCCAGCUGUGCGGGGUGCAGUGCAAGACGGCCACGCAGCUCCAGGGUCACAUGGGCACCCACGCCAACCAGGUGGACCCCGGCCCCGACCCGACGAGCGCGGGCCCCGUGGGCACCACCAGCGUGGCCGUCACGGUGUCCAGUGCUAGCACUGUGGGACUGCUAGUGACUGACUGCUCCAGCAUCGCCCCCCAGCCCCACAGCUAGCACGCUGGCAGGGC
Molecule: messenger RNA, 2051 nt
Organism: Chelmon rostratus (copperband butterflyfish)
Lineage: Eukaryota; Metazoa; Chordata; Actinopteri; Chaetodontiformes; Chaetodontidae
Gene: maza
Product: myc-associated zinc finger protein
Exons: 7
Coding region: 652-2037 (461 amino acids)
Cellular component (GO): nucleus
Source: RefSeq, a predicted model, not a curated record